This is a messenger RNA of Rubroshorea leprosula, 1350 nucleotides long. NCBI's taxonomy places the organism in Eukaryota, Viridiplantae, Streptophyta, Magnoliopsida, Malvales, Dipterocarpaceae. The record is from the annotation of a GenBank genome assembly.
GACGGAUGGUACUUCUGUUCUGUGUAUACCCUUUCGGGAAAUAAUACAUUUUUUGGGUUUGUCACUACUACUUGAAUUCAACUUUCAGCGUGUGAAGCGGAAAAUGACGAUUGACGACAACAAUAAGGUGUACAUCGGAGGGCUGCCGUACGACGCCACCGAAGAAACCCUUCGCCGGGUCUUCAGCAUCUAUGGUUCCGUUGUCGCCGUUAAGAUUAUUAAUGAGCAUCCUCCUGGUGGAAAAUGCUAUGGCUUUGUUACUUUUACAAAUCCUCGCUCAGCAGUUGAUGCCAUCAGUGACAUGAAUGGCAGGGCUAUAAAUGGGCAAGUUGUGAAAGUGAAUGAAGUGACAACUAGGGGUGGUAGAUCACAUUUCAGUCGGGACCGCCAUCGGCAAACUGGAUGGGAUAAAGGUCGAGAGAGAGAAAGAAAUCGUGAUCAUGGUAGUUAUCAUUAUGGAGAUAGAUUCGGAGAGCAUGAUCUGUCUGGGGACCAUGAUGCAAGUAGAGAAAGAGUAUAUGGAUAUCACAAUCGUGAUAGAGCAAGGGGGUCUUUCUUUGAUAGAGAUCAAGACAGAGACAUGGAGGAUAAUGUGCAAGGAGAGGGCAGGGAUCAUUAUAGAGUGGCAGAAAGGGAUCGAGAGCUGAGUUUGGAUCGAGAUGGGAUAAUUGAUGGAAGUGAUGGUUAUGAUAGAAGUAAUGGUGAGGACAAAGAUCAACUUAAGAGAUGGAAUGGCAGUUCUAUACCAAAUGACCAAAAUAGUCCAGGGCUUUCAUCUGAUUCAACUGAUAACUAUGAUCAGGUGAAAAAAGAGCUGGAUAGAUCAAUUCAGGGGCGGGAAGAACUCAGAAAAGAGAUUUCACAAAUGGAAGGAAGGUUGGAAGAGAGACAAAAACUUGUUUUGGAUUUACAGAAGAAAGCUAAGACAUUGGAAGAUGCAUUGGUUACAGCAAAGAAGUUCUCUUCAAAACGAAAGAUGCAGUUAACCAAGUUGCAUAAAUGCUUCUUGCAAGUGAAGGAUUACAGGGAAAGACUUAAAAGCAGCGAAUUAGAACUUGAGUCACUGGUUGAGUCGACCAUGCUAGAGAGUGGUGAUGAUGUUGACAUAAAGAAUAGUACGCUGGCAAAUGGUUUUGCAUGAUAUUAUCCAGAAGUUUUUUUUUUAACUGCAAAGAUGCCAUGUCCUCUAAGGGUGCCAUGCAAGGCUGUAGAUAGCUUCAAAAUAUCUAAGUGUAGCAUUAACUCCUUAAGCAAGUAGUAUAUUCCAUGAAUUUCAAACUUAUGUGACUGUUAUAUGCUUUAUGUUCUUAAUUGAUGUGCAUCAGGUGUUGGCUGUAGAUUCUAGUUAAA